UUCCAGGUGUCCACAAAAUAUGAGGGGCCACCCCUCUCUGCUGCUGCUCUACCUGGGACUGAGCACCUGCCUGCAUACCUUGCCUAGGGCAGAGCAAGACCAAGAAGUCUUUCUGGACUCCCCGGAGGCCCAGAGCUUCCUGAGAAGCCACAGUCGCGUCCGGAGAGCCAAUCACUGGGACCUGGAGCUGCUCACGCCCGGGAACCUGGAGCGGGAGUGUGUGGAGGAACAGUGCUCCUGGGAGGAGGCCAGGGAGGUCUUCGAGGACAACGCUCUGACGGAGCGUUUCUGGGAGAACUACAUCUACAACGGCAAAGGGGGGCGUAGGCGUGUGGAUGUAGCAGGCCUGGCUGCAGGGCUGACAGCCGGCAUCCUGCUCGUUGUUCUGGCUGGUCUAGGAGCCUUCUGGUACCUGCGACGGCGGCACCAGCGACCCUGUCCCCAGGAGGCCCAUCUCAUCAGCCCUCUGAGCCCCCUGAGCUCUCUGGGCCCACCGACGCCCCUGCCUCCACCCCCACCUCCUGGUCUCCCCACCUAUGAGCAGGCACUGGCUGCCUCUGGGGUCCACGACGCGCCUCCACCCCCAUACACCAGCCUCCGGAGGCCUCGCUGAAGAACCCCUCGGAGCCGGGGUUCCCCGACUCGUGCCCCAGAUUCGCACCGGGUUCCGGAAGCGUCCAG
Molecule: messenger RNA, 681 nt
Organism: Condylura cristata (star-nosed mole)
Lineage: Eukaryota; Metazoa; Chordata; Mammalia; Eulipotyphla; Talpidae
Gene: PRRG2
Product: proline rich Gla (G-carboxyglutamic acid) 2
Exons: 6
Coding region: 20-613 (197 amino acids)
Cellular component (GO): extracellular region
Molecular function (GO): calcium ion binding
Source: RefSeq, a predicted model, not a curated record